GAAAGAAAGAAGAAAGAAAGAUGUGGUCGUCUUUUCGUCCUCUCUCGUCCCUCCCCCUCCCCCCUUGAGUUUAUACUCAAUACUUGAGCUUUUCAAGCUCUCGUAUCAACCCAAACCCCACAAUUCGAGUCUUCAGUACUCAUUACACUCAAUCCAACCACGUCAAACGCCGUUGAGAUAUACGCGUAAACAUCAUGUCUGGUGGAAUCGAUCCGGACCUUGAAAAGGCCCCCCAGGUGGCCAAGGCGCCUAUGGAUGACAGCAGCGAUGGCGCUGUCCCUGGGGAGAGCUUCAUGUACGGCAACUCGCUCUACGCAAAGCUUCAGCGGCUGGCUGGAAAGUUCAACAUCGAACAACGAGGUGUUGAGCGUGUCCCCGAAAACGAACGGACGGAUACCUCAUACUUCAACAUCAGCAGCAUGUGGCUGGCAGCCAACAUGGUGGUUAGUUCUUUCGCCCUCGGUGUCUUGGGACCUGAAAGCUUCGGGCUCGGCUUUGUCGACUCCAUUCUCGUCUGCCUCUUUUUCAACCUGAUGGGUAUCUUGACUGUUUGCUGGUUCUCCUGCUUUGGUCCUGCCUUCGGUCUCCGUCAGAUGGUUCUGUCCAGAUUCUGGUUCGGUUACUGGCCGACAAGAUUCAUCGCACUUUUGAAUGUUCUGUCCUGCCUGGGCUGGUCGGCGGCCAACUCGAUUGUUGGCGCUCAGUUGCUCAAUGCAGUCAACCAUGAUGUCCCUGGUUUCGCGGGCAUCCUGAUCAUCGGCGUCUGCACACUUUUCGUCACCUUCGCCGGAUACAAGAUCGUUCACUUGUACGAGUACUACAGCUGGAUUCCCACCUUUAUCGUCUUCAUGAUUGUUUUCGGCAUGUUCGCCCACUCGGGCGAUUUCUGGAACAUCCCCAUGAAAUCUGGUGGUGCUGAGAUCGGUGCUGUCUUGUCUUAUGGUUCAACUAUCUAUGGAUUCGCCACCGGUUGGACCAGUUAUGCUGCUGAUUACACCGUUUAUCAGCCCUCUGACCGCAGCCGCCGCAAGAUCUUCCUGGCUGCCUGGGCUGGUUUGAUCCCUCCUCUCCUGUUCACUCAGUUCCUGGGUAUCGCCAUCGGUACUGCUGCUAUGGUCAAUGGUGGAGACAACAAAUACAUGGCUGGUUACCUUAAGUCCGGAAACGGAGGCAUCCUCUGGGCUGUUGUCGAACCUCUUGGCGGGUUCGGCAAGUUUUGUCUGGUCAUCCUCUCUCUUUCCAUCAUCGCCAACAACUGCCCCAACAUCUACUCCGUAUCCCUCACCCUACAGGUCCUGAGUCACCAGAGCCAAAAAGUGCCUCGUUUUAUCUGGGUGUUUUUGGCCUCGUGCGUUUCUGUUGCCAUCGCCAUUCCUGGAUACUCUCACUUCGAGGAGGUUCUCACGAACCUGAUGGAUUUCAUCGCCUACUGGCUGGCCAUUUACUCAGGUAUCGCUAUCGCCGAUCACUUCAUUGCCCGUCGUGGCUUCAGUGGAUACCGCAUUGAGCAUUACGACAAGCCCGAGAAGCUGCCUUAUGGUAUCGCUGCUUGCAUCUCCUUUGCCUUCGGUGUCGUCGGCAUGGUCACAGGUAUGAGUGAGUCUUGGUUCACUGGACCCAUCGCGAAACAUUCGCAUGGUGGCGACCUCGGUUUCGAAUUGGGAUUCUUGUUUUCGUUUGCUGUACAUGCUGUGUUGAGGCCCAUCGAGCUGAAAAAGUUCGGUCGGUAAAUUUGUGCAACUUUCUUACUCUCUUUAUACAACGAUUUGGGAACGGGUUUUCUUGGGAUAGGUUAGCUUUUUUUUUUAUGUCUGUUAUGAGGAAUCAGCUUGUCUAUGAGUGUUCCAUUUGGGAACCGGGCAGCUUCCAUCAUGCUAGCUGGCAUUUUGUAAAUAGAUAUUAUUGUUGAUUCCA
This is a messenger RNA of Aspergillus homomorphus CBS 101889, 1914 nucleotides long. Its product is annotated as cytosine permease. Lineage: Eukaryota; Fungi; Ascomycota; Eurotiomycetes; Eurotiales; Aspergillaceae. The coding region runs from base 195 to 1730 and encodes 511 amino acids. The transcript is spliced from 3 exons. Gene Ontology annotation, biological process: transmembrane transport. Gene Ontology annotation, cellular component: fungal-type vacuole membrane; plasma membrane. The record is from RefSeq and is a predicted model, not a curated record. Gene Ontology annotation, molecular function: transmembrane transporter activity.